Molecule: messenger RNA, 351 nt
Organism: Hemisphaericaspora subhashii
Lineage: Eukaryota; Fungi; Ascomycota; Pichiomycetes; Serinales; Debaryomycetaceae
Product: ubiquinol--cytochrome-c reductase subunit 6
Exons: 2
Coding region: 1-351 (116 amino acids)
Biological process (GO): mitochondrial electron transport, ubiquinol to cytochrome c
Source: RefSeq, a predicted model, not a curated record
AUGCAAUUCUUAAGAGAUUUAAUAGAAGCCGUUGUUCCAACUGCUCACGCUGAAGAAGCAGAAGAUGUUGAAGACUCAGUUGCUGCUGAAGAAGAAGAAGAAGACGAAGAUGAAGAAGAAGAAGAACAAGCUGAUCCUAUGGAUGCUUUAAGAGAAGAAUGUAAGAACACUCCAGCUUGUCAUCCAUUCGACCAUCAUUUCCAACAUUGUGUUGAAAAAGUCCUUAAACAACAAGAAGAAGAUGAUUACCACUCCAAGGAUUAUAAGGAAGAUUGUGUUGAAGAAUUCUUCCACUUGGAACAUUGUAUUAAUGAUUGUGUUGCUCCAAGAUUAUUCCACAAGUUGAAAUAA